AUCCCAGUACUAUAAAGUUUUUAUUCAAAACUAGUGGAUGGCGACUUGUUUGCCAAGAGUCUUAAUGAGAUAAAUUAUAGUAAGAUUGUUCCUCAGAGAGAAAUGUGUUCGUUAUUCUUAUAUUAUGUUUAAAAUACUAUUUAAAACAUAAACGUUCUAAAAACAUGAUACGCAAGCAUAAUAUUCUACAUGGGAAAAUUACUAUUUUAGCUGCCUUUUUAUCCUGCCAAUAGGUUAAAUAGUUGGUUUUAUUUUUAAGUCUAGUAUUGUCUAGUUUUAUUCAGCCAUAUUUCAUGAUUUCAAUCUUCAUCAAAGGCAAAACAAAAAAGUAAUUAACAAUUACACGUUAAAUUCGAUUUAAUACACUUUGUAACCACAUACAGGAAACAUGAUAUAAAUUACUGUGAAAGAUAAAUACGAACAGGAUAAUUGAAAUUUAAGGUAAACAAAAAAGAUAACACAAUUGAAUUCUUCAAACUAUAUUAUAUAAUUUUAAUUGUAAUUGUAGAAGUUUAUUUAAACAGUGACAGUGCACAACUUGACAUUAACCACAAAAGAAAGAUGCAAUGUACCAGGUUAUAGUGGGGAUGCUAAUUUCCACCUGUAGUCCCUGGGAAGGUUGAUAUUAAAAUCACUAAACUAAAACAAAAGACGACUGUUUUUGUCCAGUUAGCUAAAUUCCUGACACUAAUCCAAUAAUACUUUAUUCCUACUGCAAGUGAACAUAGCACAGUUUAACAAGACUGAGUGCCUGAAAGUCUUUGUUUUCCUUCAAUCGGACGGACUGGAUUGGACGGCCGGGGGUUCCGCCCACAAACACACAAGGUGGAGUUGAAAAAAUAACAUGCUGGGCUAAAAUGAAGCUGUCAAACAACCAGUUACGUUUGAGUCAAAGAGGUUUGGUGCCGGGGGAACGGCACGGACACCGGAAAUAAGAGUUAGGAGAAUAAUCAGACACUGAUUGGUGUCAAUUAUAAACUUUAAAGAUGUGUGCGUUCAAUGAAAAAAAGUUCACUGGUGGCGUUUAAAUUAGGUAACCAGUAAAGCGACUUUUCUUUCAAGUGUAGGCAGACGAAAUGUUAGAGAUGCAAACUUCGGUGGGAGACGUGAAAGUCGGGCUCGAUGAGAAACAAUAAACUCUGCUGGCUGAGCUCAGAAAAUCAGCGGCGUUAACACUGGGGAACAUGGGGAUGUGUCGGUGUAGCGGAAAUGGUUGGAUGGAGAGAAGAGCUGCUGCACGUUGACUGGAGGGAGACCGCGAGAGAGAUGGAGGCGGGGGGAAGGACCAUCUCUGCGGGGACUGGAGCCCAGGACCGACGGCGCAGUGCUGGCUAUCGUUCAACCCUCCCCUUCUUCAUCCACAGCGACGCGGAGGCUCGCGCCGAGACAGGUAAGCAGCACGAAAGUCGGUCGGUUUCAUAACCACACGUGGAAAGAGCGCGAUAAACAAACCAGAAAAGCGGUUAAAAGUCGAAAAAUAGACAUUCUGUUUUUAAUGUUGUCUACCAAAGCUCCUUAGGCGGCAGGAUCUUUGUGGUAACGAAACAAACUCCCCGCUGGAAGGGCGCAGACGAGGUCGGCCUUACCCGAAUUUCUCUGCCCAAACAGCGGGGAAGAAGCUGGAUGUAAGACCCAGUGGUAUGAUGUCUACUAUAAAUUACACCCAGUGAAUUCAUGAAGCGAAUUAGUUUCACGUAGCAUCGGGAUUUAGCUAAGCAAUCGUUUGUUUCGCGUGGGGAAAUGUUUUCCGGUAGUUUCCGCGCCGAGACCUCCACGCGGCUGUUGGCGGAACAGCUAACCGCCUCUCGGUCAGCCAUCAGGGAUCUCGGUUUAAUAUCUCACCGUGAGGAGACUCGCCCUCCCCUCUCCCCCUCUCUCUCUCACUGACUAGCCCAGAACCACCGACAACCGAGCUCGGAGAACCCGCCUUUCCGUCCUCGCUUAUGCGCUUUUUGGAGCUAGGGAAGGGAGUCUGCAACGCCCCGGCUAGAGCUUUCGGCUCCGUUUUCAGUGUUCGCAGUACGCCAUUGGACCUUGUCACGUUCAAAAAUCGCAUUUUCACAAAUGAAUGGAGAAAUGGAGGCAGCGACACAUGACCAAGUGUGGUCGCAGGAUGACCUCCUAAAGCUGCUGGAGGCCAUGAAAGUGGCUCUGCCACAGAAAGAUCUGACUAAAUACAAAACAUCCGAGUCCCAUCUGGACUGGCAGAAGGUGGCCUUCAACUCCUACACUGCAGAGAUGUGUAAACAGAAAUGGCAAGAGGUCUCUAAAGAGAUCCGUAAGUUCAGAACUCUCACAGAGCUGAUCUUUGAUGCUCAGGACUACAUCAGAAACCCUUAUAAAGGCAAAAAAAUCAAGAAGCAUCCAGAUUUCCCCAAGAAGCCUUUGACUCCAUACUUUCGUUUCUUCAUGGAAAAAAGAGCCAAAUAUGCUAAGUUGCACCCUGAGAUGAGCAACUUGGAUCUCACUAAGAUCCUGUCCAAGAAGUACAGAGAGCUACCAGACAAAAAGAAGAAAAAGUAUGUUGAUGAUUUCCUACGAGACAAGGAAACCUUUGUGCAAAGCAUGAUGAAAUUCAGGGAAGAACAUCCAGAUCUUAUGGAGAGCAUGACCAAGAAGGGUUCAAAUGUUCCAGAAAAACCCAAGACACCCCAACAGCUGUGGUACAACCACGAGAAGAAGGCAUUCCUCAAGACACAUCCAGAUGCCACCACCAAAGACAUCAAGGACAGUCUUGGUAAACAGUGGACGCAGCUGUCCGACAAAAAGAGACUCAAGUGGAUCGCCAAGUCCCUAGAGCAACAGAAACUAUACGAGGAAGCGAUGCGGGGAUACAUCCAGCAGCACCCAGAGUUGAACAUGACCCAGGAGGACAUCAUAAAGUCCACUCUGACCAAGGCAGAGCGACACCUGAAAGACAAGUCAGACGGCCGACCCGAUAAACCUCCUCCGAAUGGUUAUUCAAUGUUCUGCGCGGAGCUGAUGUCCAGCAUGAAGGACGUUCCAAGCACAGAGCGCAUGGUGAUGUGUAGCCAGAGGUGGAAGCUGCUGAGACAGACCGAGAAGGAUGCUUAUCAGAAGCGCUGUGAGCAAAGAAAGAAGGAUUAUGAAGUUGAAAUGAACAAAUUUCUCAGCACGAUAUCAGCGGAGGAGCAGCAGCGAGUCUUGGGCGAGGAGAAACCAGGUUGUAAGAAGGGCGCCGGAGCCAACAGUCCUGCAUCUAAAAAGAAAAAUGCUAAAGCCAAGACCAGUCCCGAGAAACCCAAACGGCCCAUCUCUGCCAUGUUCAUCUUUGCCGAGGAGAAACGUCCCAAACUGCAUCAGGAGCGUCCGGAUCUUUCUGAGAGCGAACUCACCAGAUUUCUGGCGCGCAUGUGGAACGAGCUGCCUGAUAAGAAGAAGGAGAAGUACAAACGCUUGGAAAUGGUGCUAAAAGCAGAGUCGGAGAGAAAGGAGAAGGAAGAUCGAAGUCGUUUACCAGAUCCGCCCAAGACCGCUCAGGAGAUCUGGCAGCAGAGUGUUAUAGGAGACUACCUGGCCAGAUUUAAGAGCGACCGACCGAGAGCGCAGAAAGCAAUGGAAGCAGCCUGGAGCUCCAUGGAGAAGAAGGAGAAGAUCAUGUGGAUCAAAAAAGCUGCAGAAGACCAGAAAAGAUACGAGAGGGACCUGUGUGAGAUGCGCUCUCCUGCCGCCAACGUGGCCGCCGUCAAAAAGAUGAAGUUUGAAGGGGAACCUAAGAAGCCUCCAUCAAACGGUUAUCAGAAGUUUUCCCAGGAGAUGCUGUCUAACGGGGAGCUGAAUCACCUCCCCAUGAAAGAGCGGAUGACCGAGAUCGGCAGCCGGUGGCAGAGGUUGUCGCUGAAGGACAAGGACCGCUACAAGAAGAUCGCAGAGGAGAAGCAGAAGCAGUACAAAGUUCUACUGGAGCAGUGGCUCGCUAGCUUAUCUUCACAAGAGCGAAACACCUACAAAGAGUAUAAUUCACAAAAAAGAAGAGCUCCAGCCAAACCUGGAGGCACCAAAGCAAAGUUUAAGAAAUCAGACACGGAGGAAGAGGAAGAUGACGAUGAUGACGACGAGGACGAUGAUGACGACGAGCAGGAAAAGGCUUCCUCUGAGGCAGACUCAUCCAGUGAGGAGGAGGAUGAUGACGAUGAUGACGAUGACAAUGAAGGUGAGGAUGAUGAGGAGGAGGAGGAAGAUGAAGAUGAAGUGGAGGACAAGGAGAACAAAUCAGAGGACAGCAGCAGCGAGUCAAACUCGGAAGGAUCGUCGGACUCAGAUUCGGACUGAAUUCGUCUUUAGACUAACUGAGCGGCGCUGAGCUGAGCCAGAAGUCCAGGGAGGUCUGCCACUGUGCCAACCGUACUCCUCCCACCAGAGGAAGCCCCCCCCCCCCCCCCCCCCCCCCAAUCUUCCAUCUCACACUCUUCAUGCUGCUGCGGCAGAGAGACCCUGGCCCCAGAAUCGGCCCAACCUCCCAGGUGUGAUGGUCCUUUCAGCACCAGUUAACCCACUGACAUAAACCAAAAACAUCCCACUGGUUUGGUGAUGUCCUGAACAUUUCUGCCCAGAGUUCAGUCGUCUUUUAUGCGUCCGAUGGUAACAGUGAGAACGGUAGUCUCUGCAGGGUGACCAGUUACCCUCUGGUUUAUUUUCCUCUGGAGACGGAAGUAAAGCAACAGGAGUUCUAGAACUGGCUUCUUUGAGCCAAAGAAGAAUCAAGGUCACUUCAGGGAGGGGCGCCAUGGGGAGUGUGCAGGACACUGAUGAAAAUUGCACUCUUCUGAAUGUUUUCUGUAAUGUUUCUUCCAGAGGGUUGUUUCUUUGUUCUCUAUUCUUACGACGAGGUGUAGAUUUUAUGGAUUGGUUCUUGCAGAAGUGUUUUUUCAGGAAAACAAGUCAAGCCAUCAAGAAUGUGUUUUUGUUGCUGGAAGUUUUCAGAUUCCCUUACUUAGCACUGUUCUCUGCCCGUUGACGGCUUUCAUUUAACUUUGAGUUGGAGAGGAUGUUCCACAGCGUUCAGCAUAAACCAGAGGAAAUGUGGAAACACUUGGAGAAUCCAGUGGUUUGUUCUAAUAAACAGGUUCAGGUCAAUCAUAGGGAUUAUAUUUAUAUGCUGCAAUUUUAUUUUUACACGAUCCUCUACAUUGUAGAUGAAAACAAAGUGUUUACAGCUGUAAAGUGACUAAAGGUUUUUAAGUUUUUACUGUAAUUUGCAAACUGCUUUGUUUUUCUUUGAAUCAACAAUUUUCAUUGAACAUUUGACCAACUUCAGCAGUCUCUGUAACUUUAAUUUGAUCUUCACACCCCUUGUAUGGGCUUGUAGUUUCCAUGUUUUGUGUUUUAAACCCCGAACAUGAGAACCAUCUCCACGCCUGCCGCUGGUCUAAGUCUCACUAAUGAUUCAGAAGUCUUAAAAUAUCUCCCAUUUUUCAGGUAAUUUGUUUCGACUUCAAAAAUAUGUGUUAACUUGUGUAGCUGGGCUUUCAGUCUAUAAAUGCAGAGUACGUGCUGUCCACGUCGUUUCUCAGUCUAUACCUGCAUGUUUUUUCCACAAACUAUUUCAGUUCAUCUGGUUAUCAGUUGGAUUUGAGAGAAUUUUUGUUCAGAUAAAGUAAGAAAAUUUGUUUUUAUGUUUUUGAUUUCACCCCAUAAAAUUUUAAUAGCUGUAAUCAUAAGUUUUUGCUUAUCCAAAAAGAAAAGAAAAAAAACUGCACUUAAUGUAAAUUUGUUCCUCUGAGUUUAUGUGCAAGCAUGCACGUGUGUGUGUGUGUGUGUGUUUGCUUUGCUUUAACGUGUGCUGUUCUUGCUAUUCUGUUUCAGACCACGAUGUGUAUACAGUGCAGACAUGUGCCUGUUUUGGGGACAUCAUACCAACACGAUGAAUGUAGAUCGUUUAUUUUCCCAAAAGUCUUUGAUAACAUGUACACACUCGCGACAGGACUUUCAUACAUUUGGGUUUUGUUUUUCCAGACAGGUUAAUGACCUUGCAGCUAUUCUUGAUCAGUUGGCAAUGGAAGGUUUGACCUUUAUGAUCUCACUGCAGACUGAAACAAAACCAGCAUGGGCUAUUUCAACAAUUGGUGGUGGGAAGGGAGGGGAAUGACUGAACAAAAGGGAUUUGUUGUGCUGAGUUACUACAGGGGGUGGUAAAAAUGUAAUUUUCUGUAAAUACUGUUUUUGUAUUGAGUGCUUAUUGUUUUGUUAGUACUUUGAUUUUGCAAACCCUCAUCUGUGGUUUCUAAGACCAGUGAGUUAAUAUUUGUUUCAACUCACCUGUUUUACUUCCCUCCCUUGUGUUGGUUUAUAGAGAUAUUUAUGACAGCAAAGCUUUACAGGUUUGUACUGCUGGUCAUUGGACAGGAUUUGAUGUUUUAUAUAGCUGAGGGUGUUCUUAUGUCCUUGUAGUUCAAGUAUUUGAGCAAAUAAAGAAAUAUCCUGAAAA
Molecule: messenger RNA, 6448 nt
Organism: Nothobranchius furzeri (turquoise killifish)
Lineage: Eukaryota; Metazoa; Chordata; Actinopteri; Cyprinodontiformes; Nothobranchiidae
Gene: ubtf
Product: upstream binding transcription factor
Source: RefSeq, a predicted model, not a curated record